AUGCUGAGGCAAAGAGAACCCAGAGGACUAUCUAGCACUAACUGUCGAACAAAGUUCCGGAUACGGUACGAUCACAAGCGAUGCGAAUGGCGUGUGGCGUCGUUUGUGGAGAACGAACUCACCCCGUCGAUAUAUGUCCCUUUGAUUAAUGCUUACCGUACAAUUAGUGAUGGAGACAAAGCUCAGGCAGAUAGUCUUCACGCAUAUGGUAGACACGAGAGAAUCAAAGGUGGGGAUGCUCGAGAUGCUCUAACUUACCUAACAGCAAAGGCUGGUGCAAAUCCCUUGUUCUAUUCAAAGUACACCACCUCAGAAGACAACAGAUUGAAGAAUAUUUUUUGGGCAGAUGGUGUUAGUCGGGCAGAUUACCAAUGCUUUGUUGAUGUUCUUGCCUUUGACUCUACACACGGCUCCAUAAAGUAUAAACAUCCACUGGUUGUAUUUUUUGGAACUAACCAUCAUGCCCAGACGGUUAUAUUUGGAUGCGCUCUAUUGAUUGAUGAGACUAUUGAUACAUACGUGUGGUUGUUGGAAACUUUCUUGGAAGCAAUGAGCGGCAAACAACCUAAAUUGGUUAUCACCGACGGAGAUACUUCUAUAAGGGAGGCCAUCAGACAAGUAUUUUCGGACGCAACACACCGACUAUGUGCCUGGCAUUUGCCCAAGAAUGCAGCUGAUCACGUGAAGGACAAGAAGUUUUUGGAGGACUUUAGAAAAGCACUUUAUUGGUACUUCACUGUUGAUGAAUUUGAGGAACACUGGAAGACCAUGCUUGCUAAGCACGACCUUCAGCAAUAA
This is a messenger RNA of Lotus japonicus, 798 nucleotides long. Its product is annotated as protein FAR-RED IMPAIRED RESPONSE 1-like. The transcript is spliced from 2 exons. The record is from RefSeq and is a predicted model, not a curated record. NCBI's taxonomy places the organism in Eukaryota, Viridiplantae, Streptophyta, Magnoliopsida, Fabales, Fabaceae. Bases 1 to 798 code for a protein of 265 amino acids.